Messenger RNA from Centruroides sculpturatus (bark scorpion), 1563 nucleotides. RefSeq lists its product as uncharacterized. The coding region runs from base 158 to 1297 and encodes 379 amino acids. NCBI's taxonomy places the organism in Eukaryota, Metazoa, Arthropoda, Arachnida, Scorpiones, Buthidae. The record is from RefSeq and is a predicted model, not a curated record. The transcript has 13 exons.
AAGAUGGAUCCCGGAUGAAGAGUCACAAAAUUGUCAUUUAUGUCACCUAAAAUUUAGUCAGUUUAAACGGAAACAUCACUGUCGAAAUUGUGGACGUGUAUUUUGUAAUAAAUGCUGUUACGAAAAGGUGUCUCUACCCCAAUUUGGGACAGAAGAAAUGCAAAAAGUAUGUACAGCGUGUCGACCUAUUUCUGAAUUAAUUGCCAAAUCACGCGAACAGCAAGCAAAAUGCAAACAGGAAGCUGCAAUAGGUUUGGAUUCGAUGACGAAAAACAUUGAUAAUCUAGUACAAGUGAUAGAAUCAGGAGGUGUACAAACGUUAAUUUUUCUAGCGGCUCACGACGACGACAUAAUUAAGGAAGCUGUAGCUCAAUCACUUAAUACAUUAACCCAACAAAUGGCUCUGAUUCCUCUAUUGAAGAUAUCGGGUGCAAUAAAAGCCUUAAAACAUUUCUUAGCAACAUCUCAAGAUAAAGUUAAAAUAGUAAACAAUUCUCUCAGUGCCUUAGCUUUAUUUUGUAAAUGUUUCGAAGAUAAAGUAACAGUGUUACAAGAGGGCACCACACAACCGUUGUUAGAAUUAUUAGAGAAUCCUGACACUACCUCUCUAUUAGCAGCUAGGAUAAUAUGUUGCCUUACAGAAAAUCCAGAUCUUCAUCCCAUGCUUCUACAGAAUCCUUCUGCAUUAUACAAGAUUUUAAAUUCUCUUAAAACCGAUGAUUUGCAAAAAAAAGAAAUUUUAAUGAAGAUUUUAGCUUAUUUAUCAACUGGACAAGAGAAUUUACGACUCCGGUUAAUACAAGAAGAUCAAGUCAAUGGUUAUCCAAUACUAAACGCCUUAAGAGGAGAUACAAAAAAUACGUCACUUCUCCAAAGUACAGUCUGUUUAAUUGGCAAUUUAGCAACCAUUCUAGGUGAUCAGAAUGCUUUACAAUCUUAUCUAACAGAAGUUGCUAAUUUAUUAGAAAAUUACAGCGAAGGACCUAAAGAACUUGUGUUACAAAUAGCAAGAACACUUGCAAACUUUUCUGAAUUUCCACCCAGUUCGCUUCUAUUAGUACAACGUAUACAACCGGUGAUUAACAUUCUACUACGAUCGGAAGUAGAGUCAAUUCGAAUGCACGCCUGCAGGAUAAUUGUAUCUCUAUGGAACACCGAACCAUCCCUGACGUUGAACGAGUUAAUGAGAAACGGAGUGGAUACUUUUCUAGAAGAAAUGUUCGCUGUCGAUGGAGUUAUUAGUGUUUUGAUUAAUGUUUUUCUCAGGAAAACAUCCAGAUUAUCGUUUCCUCCGUGAUGAAAGAUCGUUGUUUGUCGAAUACGAUGCCUCAUUAAUUCUAGGGAAAAUACGUAGCUUCGUAGGUAAUUUUUUUUUUUUUUAAAAAAAAAGAGAGACUUUAAUGAGGAUUGAGAGGAGGAAUAAGGAAAAAAAAUGCUGCCAACUCGAUAAUUUCUGUGUUUAUAAACACAUCGGUGAUAAUUAUAUGAAUUUUUAACGCACAGAUUAAUAUAGAUGUUGAUGUUUAAGAAGGAAAAAUAAUUAAAAAAUAUCAUAUUUUGAAA